Molecule: messenger RNA, 444 nt
Organism: Punctularia strigosozonata HHB-11173 SS5
Lineage: Eukaryota; Fungi; Basidiomycota; Agaricomycetes; Corticiales; Punctulariaceae
Exons: 3
Source: RefSeq, a predicted model, not a curated record
UAUCUUCGUUCUCGCUGCCUGUUGUGCUUUGGAGGGUCAAAUUUCGAGGCCACAAGGCCGCAACGUUGUAAGGACGAUGUCAAUGUGAUUGUCUGCCUUGAUGCAUGCUUUACCCAGAAGCGGCGAGCGUCCGGGCGACGAGAUCCUGCAAAGACCCACCCCGCCUCUGUCUUUCUACCCGAGGAUGAGGUUAAGGCCAUGGAGCUCGAGGUGGAACAAAAGCGUGGAAACAGGGCAUCUCGCAGCAAAUCAAAAAGGAAGGGUGCUCCGGCGCGCGACCGGCAGGGGGGAGAGGAGGAAGAAGACCGAUGCGAAGGCCCUUUGACGGUUCCGAACUCUGUGUUAGACGGCUGCGAAGAGUCUUUCAAGGCCACCGACGAGCAACGGGAGAAGGCGAGCACCAAGUUCUUCGACGACACCGGAGUGAUGGCCAUCCUAUGCUGA